Sciurus carolinensis (gray squirrel) is the source of this 2388-nucleotide messenger RNA. It is a transcript of the gene Miso1, whose product is annotated as chromosome 9 C3orf33 homolog. Bases 593 to 1348 code for a protein of 251 amino acids. The transcript has 5 exons. The record is from RefSeq and is a predicted model, not a curated record. Lineage: Eukaryota; Metazoa; Chordata; Mammalia; Rodentia; Sciuridae.
AAAAAUUGGCCUCAGGGCUGAGGGGAUGAGGCUCAGGGAUUGUGUGUGCUUAGCAUGUGCAAGGUCCUGGUCUCAGUCCCCAGUGUGUGCACACACGCGCGUACACACACACACUCUCACAAAUUGUCUUCAGAAGGAUCUUGGGAGGAAGCAGUGUUUAAGUUAGCAUGUAGGUAGAUUACUCCAGGUAACUCAAUCAUAGGACCAAAUGUACCCCUGUGAAUAUCUCCAUUCUUUCCUUAUGCACCUAGUUGCCUUUAUUGGAGAAAGUAUGUUAGAUUCUUACUCUUUUUGAGGGAGUUGCCAUAUUUCUAUUUUUUUCAUUAAAGUCCUUUAGGUCUACUUCAGUUUAAAUGAAUUAACUUAAAAGCAUCAUUAAGUUUUCCCCAAUCAUUUACCCCUAGAUCUUUACCAAGGUGCUGUAUUUUAAGGUUUUAGUGUUAAGGUUUUCCACCAAAUAGUUAAAUUCUCACCGUGGAUGCAAAGUUAUGCUUAGGACUACAGGCAUAGAACAGAAGUGUUGAACUCUUCACAGUUCAAGGAAUUCAUCGGUGAAGUAAUACCGUUUAGUUAUUGUCACGUCAGCACUGGAAUGGCCAUAGCUGGGAUAAUAUUAUUUGUGAGAAGUGUUCGACUGACAUCAAAAUUUACACGCUCUUCAGAUAUCCCAGUAGAAUUUAUAAGAAAGAAUGUUAAACUCCGUGGACGAUUACACCGGAUAACUGAGGAGGGUUUGGAAAUUGAACAUAUUCCUAUUACUUUGCCUCUUAUAUCUUCAUGGAAAAAGGAGCCCCAGGGCGUCUUGCUGGUGAGGCUGGCCGGUGUGGCCCUCACUGGGCCAGGGAGGCAGUGGCUGCAGGAGGAGCUGCGGCCUUCCCAGCUGCUCUGGUUCCAGCUGCUGGGGAGGGAGAACGCCACACUCUUCUGCUACCUCCUGGUGAAUAAGGGUGGCUAUUUUAGUGUGAAUCUGAAUGAAGAAAUUUUGAGAAGAGGCCUGGGCAAAACUGUUCCUGUUAAAGGGUUAAAUUAUAACACCAAAACCUAUUGGAAAAUUCACAGAAACUUACUUAAAGCUGAAUUAACAGCCUUAAAAAAAGGAGAAGGAAUAUGGAAGGAAGAAUCCGAAAAAAAAAGUUACUUGGAAAAAUUCAAAGACUCUUGGAGAGAAAUAUGGAAAAAAGACAGUUAUUUGGAAACAACUGGAGCAGAUUUCAACUUGAAAAGAGAAAGUUAUCAUGACAGAUUUAGAAGGACCUGUGAAACGUGGAAGGACCGCGUGAACAACCACUCCGUAGUGCUCAAACUCAGAGAACUUCUCAGUUGCAUUCGCUUUCGGAGAAAAGGGUGAAACAAAUUCCCACGAGGUCCAGAGGUGACCUGCGAGGACGCAGACGUGUAGAUAUGGCCCUUCUCUGAGUGAAUGGGAAUUUCCCCAGAUGAGCCAAGUUGGGUCUCUUGGCAUUGACACAUUAAAACAUUGCUGCUGUAAGUGUGCUCUCAGAAUUGAUUUAAAUAAGUUAUGAUUACUAUAAUAUGCGCAGGAAACAAAACAUUGUAAAAGGUUCCCAAGGUGAAGGCUGUAUAUAAUGCUUGAAAAGAAAGAAAAAGUUAACUACGGGCUGUUGCGUUGUCUGGGGCAGCCACACGUGAUUUUUGUUGAAGGGUCUGUGCACACUUUUCCAGUUUUAUCAGCUUUCAUGAUGAGGUAACAAAGGAGCUCUUCACACCUGUGUCCAAGGCUGCUCUCCUCCCAGCUGCUUUCUAGCUGCUUGUGAACUUGGGGCAGUGCUAGGAGAGGUCACUGAGACCACUCUGGUAAUAAAGGGGGACUCAUUCCUCCCUGUUAGAAGCAGGGACAUCCCGAGGACGAGGACAAGAAACCAGGUGCUGAAUGGAAAGAACCGAACCAGAUGCCUCAGGAUAUUGCUGCUUCCUGAAGUCACAAUGCUCAAACUGCCCUCCUUCCCGCAAGGCCCCCUUAGGGGUGAUGGGAAAUAAUAUUCCUAUAAGACAGCGCCCCAAGAAAAAUGGGGGGAUGGUUCGGCUCAGAGGAGGGAGGGGAACUUGGCCAAGCAUUAAACCUCUCCCAGUGCACCCUUUCCUGAUAACAAAGGGCCCUAAAGGAAAGGGGUGGAUACUGACCUUGAUCUCCCGCAUGGCAAAUUAGUCCUAAACAGAAGCACAGCAAAUAACAAUGGGCAUGAGUACUCAUCCCUCCGGUCUGGUUUUAACCUGUGCAGCUAGCUAGCUCCAGACAGUCAAAACUGCUCGUGGGGGCUUCCAGUGAUGACAUCAUCCCAACUGUGCCCUAUAAAACUAAAUCCCCUCUGUAACUGAUGGCCAUUGUUUGCAUCUGGAAGUGUCCGAGUCCGUGAAUAAAUAAAGCUU